Molecule: messenger RNA, 5478 nt
Organism: Engraulis encrasicolus (European anchovy)
Lineage: Eukaryota; Metazoa; Chordata; Actinopteri; Clupeiformes; Engraulidae
Product: NACHT, LRR and PYD domains-containing protein 12-like
Exons: 18
Coding region: 53-5425 (1790 amino acids)
Biological process (GO): intracellular signal transduction
Molecular function (GO): protein binding
Source: RefSeq, a predicted model, not a curated record
CGGUCUCACCUGCUGCGCGUGCGUGGCUGUGCCGAUUCCAAGUUGCGUUAGGAUGGAUGACGCCCCAGAGGGUGGAGGUGGUGUGGGUACUAAUCAGACAGGCAGAUCAUCAUCUGCUGUGACCAUGAAGAAUGAUGAGCCCCUUACUGAGGGACAGCAGGGUUUCAGCACCUACUGUACACAACCAGAGAUGCCCAGUCCAGUGUCCCCAGUGCCCAGCUGUGUGUCCAUGAAAAGUGACUGGUCCAUAAAGGAACCCCCAACCUUCAGCAGUGGACCUCCACAGUCUGACUCAAAUAUGUUCAGGAACAUUCUAAACAACAGUCAAUCCAGGUGUGGUGUAUGUGAGCAGCUACAGAGUUCCCCAGUCAUCAUCACCUGUGGACACAGUUUCUGCAGCCAGUGUAUCAGCAGCUACUGCAGCCAGUCUGGUCCAUCAGGAGUCUACAGCUGUCCCCAGUGCAGACAGAGAUGCAGAAUUCAAACUGUUAUCAAUCCCGACACAACCAUGGCACAACCCCUCCUGCAUUCACAUGGGCCUAUAGCACAAACUCUUCCAUACACAAGCAUUGUGCAACCCAAUGUAUACCCCUCUGCGUAUAUUGCGCCCCCUAACCUAUACCUCUCUCAAGCCGCUGUACAAUCUACUGUAAACCCAUCUGCAACCAUGGUACAGCCUACUGUAAAUCCUAAUGCAAUCAUAAUGCAACCUUCUGCACACAUUUCUGCAUCCAUGGGACAACAUGCCCUAUACCAUUCUGCAACCAUGCCACAACACACUGCAAACCCAUCUGCAACCAUGCAAAACCCCUACCUUUACCAUCACAAUAAAUUGCUGGAACUUCAUCUCGCCAGACCUCCAUCAUUGCCACACGUGUCUCCAUACCAACAUACAUACCUGAAGCAGCAUCCUCUAUACUCAGAGAUGGGACAGGAUUGUCUAAAUCCACAUAUGCCUAUGGCACAGUCCUCUCCACAGCCUCCUGAUGUCAUUGCACAAUAUCCUCCAUACUCAAACUCAGAGAUGAGGCAGGAUCCUCUACAUCCUCACAAGCGUGCAGCACAGCCUUCUCCACAGCCUCCUUUAGUUCAGCACACAGCAGCCAGCAACCACGUCCAGACUAACCAGGCUACAGCUAAAAGGGCAAGACUAGCAGGCAACUGUGACCUCAAUAGUGUACUGAUGAGCCAUAAAGCCAAAAUGAAGAAGAGGUUUGAGAGUAUAUCUGAAGGCAUCAUAAGGCAGGGGGCCCAAACACUACUGAACAAGAUCUACACAGAGCUCUACAUCACUGAGGGAGAGAGCGAAGACGUGAAUAACGAGCAUGAAGUUUGGCAGGUAGAAGCAGCAUCCAGACCACAAACUACAGAUGACACAGCCAUCAACUGCAAUGACAUCUUCAACCCCGUACCUGGACAGGAGGGACAUAUAAGAAGUGUCAUGACAAAGGGGAUAGCUGGCAUCGGAAAAACAGUCUCAGUGCAGAAGUUCAUCCUUGACUGGGCAGAAGACAACGCUAAUCAGGAUAUGGAUUUCAUGUUUGUGCUUCCAUUUCGUGAGUUAAAUUUGGUCAAAGAUGCCCAAUACAGUCUUCACAGGCUCCUGCUUGACUUCCACCCUGAGCUUAGUGAGUUGGACAAUAGUGAAUACAAAGAUUGCAACAUCAUAUUCAUCUUUGAUGGUCUGGAUGAGAGUCGACUUCAACUGGAUUUUCAAAAGAAUGAGAAGGUUUCAGAUGUAACACAGUUGUCACCUGUGAAUGUGCUGAUGACGAGCCUCAUUCAAGGAGCCCUGCUUCCCUCGGCUCGAAUCUGGAUAACCUCCAGACCAGCUGCAGCCAAUCAGGUCCCUUCCCAGUGUGUGGACCUGGUGACAGAAGUACGCGGGUUCAGUGACCCACAGAAGGAAGAAUACUUCAGGAAGAGGAUCAAUGACCACAGUCUAGCCGACAGACUUAUCACACACAUUAAAGCAUCCAGAAGCCUCUUCAUUAUGUGCCACAUGCCAGUCUUCUGUUGGAUUGCUGCCACUGUCCUUCAACAGAUACUGGAAGAAGAAAAUGGGAGCGAAGCUCCUAAAACUCUGACAGAGAUGUUCAUACACUUCCUGCUCAUCCAGACCACCAGGAAGCACCAGAAGUAUCAAGAGGAAACUGAAGCAGAUAGACAGAGGCUUCUAGAGUCCCACAAGAGUGUCAUUCUGAAACUGGCAGAGCUGGCCUUCACACACCUGGAGAAUGGCAAUCUCAUGUUCUAUGAAGACGACCUGAGAAAGUGUGGCAUUGAUGUCAGUGAAGCAUCAGUGUACUCUGGAAUGUGCACUGAGAUCUUCAGGGAGGAAUGUGUGUUUGAACACCAGAAGGUCUACUGCUUUGUCCAUUUGAGCAUCCAAGAGUUUCUGGCUGCUCUGCAUGUGUUCUCAUCUUACAUAAAUAAGAAUGUGGAGGUCUUGGGACAGUUUGUGAAAAGAAAUAAAAGGAUAACAGCAUUGCCACUUCAUGAGCUAUUGAAGAGUGCAGUGAACAAAGCUUUGGAAAGCAAGAAUGGACAUCUUGAUUUGUUUGUUCGAUUCCUUCAUGGCAUUUCCCUCACGUCAAAUCAUGGACUCAUGCUUGGCCUCCUGACACACACCCACAGCAGUUCGAAGAGUGUGGCGAAAACAAUCAAGAACCUGAAGGUGAUGCAGAGACAAAACAUCUCCCCCGAAAGGUGCAUCAAUCUAUUCCACUGCCUGGUUGAAAUGCAUGACUCGUCUGUCCAUGAUGAAAUACAGGCUUACCUCAAGGCAGAGAAGGGAUCAGUCAAACAGCUUUCACUGGCCCACUGCUCUGCCUUGGCUUAUAUGCUUCUUAUGUCUGAUGAGGUGCUGGAUGAGUUUGAUCUGAAGAAAUACAAGACCACAGAUGAAGGUCGCAGGAGACUGGUCCCAGUUGUACGAUGCUGCAGAAAAGCAAUACUUGGUGGUUGUCAGCUGUCGGAUGAAUCCUACAAAGCUCUGGCCUCUGCCCUGCAGUCCUGUGUCUCCCUGACAGAGCUGGAUCUGGCUGAUAAUAACAUGAGUGUGCAUGGAGUCCAGCUUCUAUAUACAGCAUUACACCACAACAACUGCAAACUGCAGACAUUAAGACUGUCUGGUUGUCAGCUCACUGAUAAAUCCUGUGAGGUUGUGGCCAAUGCUCUACAAUCAGCAAACACCCUGCUGGAGAUGGAUCUGAGUAACAAUGCCUUGGGAGAUUCUGGAGUUGAAUUCAUCUGUAAGGGGCUGUCUAGUCCUCACUGUAAGCUGCAGACAUUAAGACUUGGUGGUUGUCAGCUGUCGGAUGAAUCCUACAGAGCUCUGGCCUCUGCCCUGCAGUCCUGUGCCUCCCUGACAGAGCUGGAUCUGGCUGAUAAUAGCAUGAGUGUGCAUGGAGUCCAGCUUCUAUAUGCAGCAUUACACCACAACAACUGCAAACUGCAGACAUUAAGAUUGACUGGUUGUCAGCUCACUGAUAAAUCCUGUGAGGUUGUGGCCAAUGCUCUGCAGUCAGCAAACCCCCUGCUGGAGAUGGACCUGAGUAACAAUGCCUUGGGAGAUUCUGGAGUUGAAUUCAUCUGUAAGGGACUGUCUAGUCCUCACUGUAAGCUGCAGACAUUAAGACUAGUUGGCUGUCAGCUGUCGGAUGAAUCCUACAAAGCUCUGUCCUCUGCCCUGCAGUCCUAUGUCUCCCUGACAGAGCUGGAUCUGGCUGAAAAUAACAUGAGUGUGCAUGGAGUCCAGCUUCUAUAUACAGCAUUACACCACACAAACUGCAAACUGCAGACAUUAAGGAUCUCCCCUAACUAUAUCUCAGGUGAUGGUUGUGUUUGGCUGGCUUUCACUCUGAUGUCAAACCCCUCCGCUGCAACAAGACUGGAUUUGGACAACAGCCUCCCUACAAACUCAGCACAGGAGUUAUUACUUGCCUCAUGGAGGAGUCCUGCAAAUGGGGUUAAAAGUCUUCAACUACCUGGUUGUAAACUCACCGAUAAAUCCUGUGAGGUUGUUGCCAAAACUCUACAAUCAGCAAACCCCCUGCUCGAGCUAGACCUGAGUAAAAACGCCUUGGGAGAUUCUGGAGCUAGGACUCUCUCUAACGGGCUGUCUAGUCCUCACUGUAAACUGCAGAUAUUAAGACUUGCUCAUUGUAAUCUAACAGAGAACGCCUGUAAGGUUGCAGCUUCUGCAUUGCAGUCCUUGGUGUCCCUGACGGAACUGGACCUGAGUGGUGGUGACCUGAAGGAUUCUGGAGUGCAGCUUCUGUCUCCCGGUCUACAUACACCCCAGUGUAAACUAAGGGUAUUAAGACUAUCUGGUUGUCAGCUCACUGAUAAAUCCUGUGAGGUUGUGGCCAAUGCGCUGCAAUCAGCAAACACCCUGCUGGAGAUGGACCUGAGUAACAAUGCCUUGGGAGAUUCUGGAGUUGAAUUCAUCUGUGAGGGACUCUCUAGUCCUCACUGUAAGCUGCAGACAUUAAGGCUCAACCGGUGUGACCUCUCCAAAGCCAGCUAUGACGUGAUGGCAUCAGUGCUGCAGCGGCCAUCUUCCCGUCUGCGAGAACUGGACAUGAGUGACAACGAUCUGCAGGAUGGAGGAGUAGAGCUGCUCUGUGUGGGACUGAAACAUCCACAAUGCAAACUCGAGACACUCAGGUUGUCUGUUUGUCAGAUCUCAUCCAAGGGUUGUUCUUUCCUGGCGUCUGCCCUCAAAUCAAACCCCUCCUACCUAAAGGAGCUUGAUCUUACCUACAAUCACCCAGGAAACUCGGGUGUCAGGGAACUCUCAGACAGACUGAAUGAGCCUAACUGUAAGCUAGAGACUCUCAGGUUUGAUCAUGGAGGAGAAUGCAGAAUGAAACCAGGACCCAGAAAAUAUGCCUGUGAGCUGACACUGGACCCCAACACAGCACACAGCCGCCUCUCUCUCUCUGAGGGGAACAGGAAGGUGACAUGGGGGGAGCAGCAGCAGUAUCCUGACCACCCAGACAGAUGUGACGACUGGUAUCAGGUGCUGUGUAGAGAGGGUCUGACUGGACACUGCUACUGGGAGGCUGAGUGGAGUGGUGAUGGGGCUAAUAUAUCAGUGGCAUAUAGAAGCAUCCAGAGGAAAGGAGGGGGUGAGAACUUGUUUGGACUGAAUGACAGGUCCUGGAGUCUAGAGUGCAGUAUUUACAGUUACUAUGUCUAUCACAAUAAUAAGAGUAUUAAGAUACCCGCCCCCUCCCCCCGCUCCAGCAGAGUAGGAGUGUACCUGGACUGGCCAGCAGGCACUCUGUCCUUCUACAGCGUCUCCUCUGACACACUCACCCACCUGCACACGUUCCACUCCACAUUCACUCAGCCCCUCUAUCCUGGGUUUAGGGUUAUUUAUCUUGGCUCCUCAGUGUCCCUGUGCCAGAUCACAUGAGCUCCUGCUGCUGCUCAUGACACACACACCUGUAUCACACACACACACACACA